This is a messenger RNA of Ogataea parapolymorpha DL-1, 2394 nucleotides long. Its product is annotated as Histone demethylase JHD2. Gene Ontology annotation, biological process: chromatin remodeling. The record is from RefSeq and is a predicted model, not a curated record. Gene Ontology annotation, molecular function: histone demethylase activity. Lineage: Eukaryota; Fungi; Ascomycota; Pichiomycetes; Pichiales; Pichiaceae. The transcript has a single exon. Bases 1 to 2394 code for a protein of 797 amino acids. Gene Ontology annotation, cellular component: nucleus.
AUGAUACAGACACAGGAAGCUCCGACGUUGUACCCAUCGGAGGAAGAGUUCUCCGAUCCAAUCAGAUACCUAAAUACCAAAGAAAUUAUCAGUAUUGGUGAACAAUAUGGAAUCCUCAAGAUCAAACCUCCCAGAGGUUGGCAUCCUCCUUUUGCUCUGAAUCCCGACACUUUCAAAUUCCAUACCCGGUUGCAGACUCUCAGCGAGCUGAGUCUGACGAAUCGGUCGAGGCUCUUCUGGCUUAACGGAUUUAACAAUUAUCUUAGGAUGAAGGGGAAAGAACAGCUUGAAACCGGUUAUGCUAGCCUGAAGAGGCCUAUAGGAGAGCAUCAUGAUUCUACAGUGACCAAAAAAGAAGUCCAUUUAUACGACUUGUACGUCGAAAACGAAGCUUCUUUUUAUAAGGGGAAAUUCGAGGAUGAAACCCUGUACCAGGAUUUUGUGGAGUAUCUCCGUUUUCUGAAGAACAAGGGACAAGAGACACCUGCCAGAACAAGCGUCAGCUGUCAGAUGAGGGAUCUAUUCAAGAAGAAGAAAAGCAACGCUUGCGAAAAGUGCGGCAAGCUGGAUGAGCCGGAUACGAUUCUCAUUUGCGAUGACUGCAACAGGAAUUUCCACAUGAGAUGUUUAAACCCAAUUUUGAAAGAAGUCCCCGAUACCGACUGGUUUUGUGACGACUGUUUGAAAGGCUCCUCUGCUGAAUACGGAUUUGAAGAGGAUUUUGAGUCCAUAUACACCAUUCGAGAGUUCGCCCGUGAAUGCGACGACCUCAAGAGACGAUAUUGCAACGAAAUGUUCGAUGGAAAUAUGAAUCCCUCAGUGGAUGCGAUUGAGAGUGUGUUUUGGAGACUUGUCGAUACGCAAGAUGAAGAGGAGGAAGAUUUUGAGGUCCGAUAUGGCGCCGAUAUCCACAACGAUGGGCCUGGUGAAAUUUCUGCUUUUCCAACCAGAUCGCAUCCAUUCAAAGAGGAAUAUAACAAGUAUCUUGAUCAUCCAUUCAAUUUGACAAACCUGCCUUUCGCCAAGGGCUCGCUUCUCAGUUAUAUCAAAGAGAACCGCGAUCAGAUAUCGGGAAUGACUAUUCCCUGGCUGUACAUCGGCUCCAUGUUUUCGACGUUCUGCUGGCACAAAGAAGACCAUUACACGCUGAGCGCCAACUACUGCCAUAUGGGUGCCACAAAGAAAUGGUACGGUAUUCCCGCUGCCGCUUGCGAGAUGUUCGAGAGUGUGUUUCACGACCUUUGUCCGGACUAUUUUUCGAAACAGCCAGACUUACUACACCAGUUGGUGACGCUGUUAUCACCGGAUCGCAUUGCAGAAUUGGUGAGACAGAAAUUUGGCCGAAAGAUCCGCAUCUUUUCUGUCGACCAAAAGCCCAACGAGUUUGUGAUCACUUUCCCGAAGGUUUACCACGCGGGCUUUAAUUGUGGUUUCAAUGUGAACGAGGCAGUCAACUUUACUAUGCCGUACUGGUUACGCUACGGAAAGCAGGCCAUCGAUGAAUACAAGCCAGUGAAAAAGGAAAAUGUGUUCAAUCAUUUCAAGUUAUUGCGCAAUAUUUUGGAUGAUCUACGGGCUAAGCAAGGUGUGCAAGAUGUUUGGUGGACGGACUUUGAGAUUUCCAGUAUCUCCUCCAUGAUAAAUACAGCUUUUGUCGAUUAUCUGACGGCGGUACGUAAUUACAAAGCCAAGAUCUCCAGCACAGAUAUUAAGUCUCUUCUCGAUGGCUUGGAAGUUGUUGAUUACCCAAAGUACCUAGAAUCACAUAUGGAAGACCGUCUUUCUCGCCGAGCAGACAGAAUGUUUGGCCGCAAGGGAACAAUGAGCACCGAAGAGGAAGCCGAUGAGAUUAUUUGCAUGAACUGCAAGGCAUACCCAAAUUUCAAAUGGCUUGAGUUGGACAUGCUGAAGAAAGUACAGUUGGAUAUUGACAAGUACACCAAAUCCCAGGAGUCGCUUUUGCCAACACCAAAUCAUACCCCUAAGCAGGAUCAAGCGCCUAAAUUUUUCAGAGAAGAAGAUGGGGUGAUCAUCAUCUUGGACGACGACGACGAGUCAGGGGCGAAACGGCGUUCAACUAAAUCGGACGAAGAAGCUCCUGUGCGGAAAUCGAGGAGAUUAGCCAGAAAGAGUGAGUCGCCUGCUUCCCAGCCAAUUGACGAAGCAAAGCUGGAGUACGAAGCCAAUCUCAGUCUUUUGAGACGCAUAAAGAGAAGAAGGAAGCAGUUUCCAAACUAUGGCAAGGUCUACAUGUGUCUGAAUUGUCUCGAACAACGUCUAGACGACUUCGAGCGUGGGCAAUUGAAGCAUUGUGGAGCCGUGUUCCUUGAAAACGAGGUCGGGGAAUUGGAAAACUACUUUACUGACCAAUUGGGUGCUGAAGUUGAGAUUUGA